AUGGAGUAUAAAGGAGUAAAAACCCUAAUGGAGACAAAUACACAAUACGCAGAAAAUACAGGAAAUAUAGAGACACUUGUAGGCCGCAACAGACGCCUCAAGGAGACAGUCCCCACACCCCACUGUCUCCGCAUACACCCGCACCUAGCUGCGCUGCUGCAGCGCAUUGGUGCUGCAAAGGGAGCCCCGCUGCAGCAGCAGCAGCAGCAGCAGCAGCAGCAGCAGCAGGUGCUGCUGCUGCAGGGGGGGUAUUUGACCACCAGCAGCACCAGCACCAGCAGCAGCAGCAGCAGCAGCAGCAGCAGCAGCAGCAGCGGGAGGGGACGGUGUAGGAGACAGGCUAUGAAUACACCGAUACAAGGUCUUGCUGCUGACAUAAUGAAAUAUGUAACGGGGAGAGUGGAGCAGCUGCUGCAGCAGCAGCAGCAGCAAGCGUGUAUUUUGUCUCCUUCUCUUUAUGCAUCUCCUUUCACAGCAGCAACAACUAAGCAGCAGCAACAGCAGCAGCAGCAGCAGCAGCAGCAGCAGCAGCGGAGACUGCUGGAGAGGCCGCUGCGGGCUCAGGUGGUGCUGCAGAUACACGACGAGUUGCUGCUGGAAGUACACAAAGAUGAUGUGUCUCCUCUGCUGUCUCUGCUGCUGCCGGUGAUGCAGCGGGCCUGGGGCUUGCUGCUGGUGGAGACAGACUGUCUCGACAGGCAUUGA
Messenger RNA from Eimeria mitis, 705 nucleotides. Its product is annotated as DNA polymerase I, putative. The record is from RefSeq and is a predicted model, not a curated record. Gene Ontology annotation, molecular function: DNA binding; DNA-directed DNA polymerase activity. Lineage: Eukaryota; Apicomplexa; Conoidasida; Eucoccidiorida; Eimeriidae. The coding region runs from base 1 to 705 and encodes 234 amino acids. Gene Ontology annotation, biological process: double-strand break repair; DNA-templated DNA replication. The transcript is spliced from 2 exons.